Messenger RNA from Malus domestica (apple), 668 nucleotides. Lineage: Eukaryota; Viridiplantae; Streptophyta; Magnoliopsida; Rosales; Rosaceae. The record is from RefSeq and is a predicted model, not a curated record.
AAGCCCUUAUAAAUUGAAUAAUCCCCCCUCUCCAAAACUUCACAAUUAAUAUUUCCAAUUUCCUCUCGCUAUUCUGCUGCACAUUAGGGUUUAUUCUUAGCUAGGAAAUCCGAAAAAUGGCAUCAAGAUCAUCAGUGGCUUUUUGUUUAGUUUUUCUUGUGGCUUCGUGCUUGCUGCGGAUGGAGGAAGCUGCUAGCACUGAAUGCAUGCGCACUGGCCAUGGGUGCCUUGGUGGUGAGGGAGCUGGUUUCCGAGGAAAUCAAAACAGAAAGAUGCUGGUUGCUGGCAUCGAAGGAAAAAAUAAUGAGGUUGAUGUUGGUACGAGUGGGAAGUUGCUGCAGGAUGAAGAAGCUGACGGCGAUGAUGAUAUUAUGAAUGGAAAGAACAAGUUGGAGGUUGGGUCUGAGUUAAGGAAGGUUCCUUCUGGUCCUGACCCACUGCACCACAAUGGAAAUGCCCCCAAAAAGCCUCGCACUGAUCCUUAAAAGUUAGGGUUUUCCCAUCGACCGGUCGAGAAAGAGCUAGUUAGUUACGUCUAUGUACAAGAUCUUAGCUUGGUUACUUCAUGCACUAGCUACCAACCAACGGUGACUUUUUGUGUUCAGGACAUGGAGGGCAUAUCACUAUGUAAAAUAUGUUUUAUUGUAUGGAACAUAUAUAUAUUUAUA